Messenger RNA from Colletotrichum destructivum, 4625 nucleotides. RefSeq names its product Putative zn(2)Cys(6) fungal-type DNA-binding domain-containing protein. Gene Ontology annotation, molecular function: DNA-binding transcription factor activity, RNA polymerase II-specific; zinc ion binding. The coding region runs from base 761 to 4195 and encodes 1144 amino acids. NCBI's taxonomy places the organism in Eukaryota, Fungi, Ascomycota, Sordariomycetes, Glomerellales, Glomerellaceae. The record is from RefSeq and is a predicted model, not a curated record. The transcript is spliced from 6 exons. Gene Ontology annotation, biological process: regulation of DNA-templated transcription.
AUCUCCGGAUCCCCGCCAACGCGAACCAACAAGUACCUUGUUUUCUCUCUUGUUCGACUUUCACACCAAUACAAACCCCUUCCUCUCUCUGCCCACAGUGCUACGCUACAUACGCUAUCCGUACAUGGUAUAGAGAGCACAGCACACACACGCCGCCGUCAACCGUCAACAGUUUGUCAGGACAGGAACGACACAGACUCGGCCACAGGCACAGGCACACUUGAGGGACUGGACUGACUGACUGACUGGACUGCCGUCGUUCAAACACUAGUUUCUCCUCCCAUUCAUUGUGUGUCGUGUUGCGCCGCGCGCCCUCCGGAUACCAGCCCCUCCAUACUCAUACACACGCAACAGCACAUUCACACCCCAGCCCAACAUAAACUGGCCCCUCCGUUUCCCUCACUCAACUCACGCAACUGCUUGCUUGCUUGCUUGUACCUCACCGCUAUAACCUACUACUCCUUGCUCUCCCCUAAUCCUUCUUCUCGUCUCCUCUCCCAUAGUCCCCGUCCACUGCCUCCAGUCCGCGUCGCGUUGCGCUGGCCCAAUCAACUGGACAUCGACCAGGGCCAGAGACCUGGACCGGGACUUGCGACUGGGCAUAGCUACUCCUCCGAGUCGCCAUAGCUUAUGCAUGGCCGCCACUUGAUCCUCCUUUUCCUUCUCUCACUCCCUCCUCUCGGAUCUGGCCUGCCUAUUUUCGCUUCGUCUCUUGUUUUAUAUACAAGCAGUUAUGUCCACAUGAAAAUAGGUAUCAACCAUGGAUCCUCCGGGGCAGCCUGAUAACAAACGCCCCCGUCUGUCGAGUACCAACUCGUGGUCAUCGCAGCAUCAACAACUACCACCACUUCACCACCCGGCGGCGCCGCCGCCGCCUCCUCCGUCCUCCUCGCAUCCGUCGACCCCGCACCAGGCCCAUACUCUGCCGCCUCAUCAUCCCUCACAGCAGCAGCCCGCGUCGUAUAACAACUACCAGCCGCAGCCGCCCUAUCCUCCUCGUUCCAUCGAACCUCACCACCCUUCUCACGCGGCGCCCCAACAUCACCACACCGACGACCGACGACACCAUGACCAAGAGCCUUCCUAUGCGCCGAUGCAGGAUCACCACCGACACCUGCCCUCGCCUGCUUACCCUCACUACCCCUCCUUCCCUAAAAAUAGUGACUCCGGCAACGUGAAGAGGGAGCCGCACGAAGAGACUCUCACCCAUCCGCGACGCCCGCACUCGGCUGGCGGCGGCGCCUCGUCAAGCGGCCUACCUUCCCCGCCGCACUCGGCGCCGCCUGACCCUUCUCACCAAUCCUACGACGACGACUCGAGACGACACAAUGGGCCUCGGCAGGUGCCUCCUACGCCGGGGGGCUACCGAGGCAUCUUCCCCCCUCCGCCCAUGGGCCAGUCCCAGGCGCCGCCCCCGCCGCCGCCUCCUCCUCCUCCCCAGCACUACGAGCAACCGUCUCAGUGCCAGGCUCCUUCAAUACCCAUCUAUCAAUACUCAUCCGCCACGAGGCGUAAGGCGACACGAGCCUCCCAGGCUUGCGAUAGUUGUCGACAGCUUAAGGCGAAAUGUGAUGAAACCGAGCCUUGCAAAAGUUGCAGAGGAAAAGGUGUCGAGUGUAAAUACCGCGACCCCAUUCCAAAGGCGAUCGACAAGGGACAGACCGACAUCCUCGAGGCCAUCUUUGAGAUGAAAUACGCCCUGGAGGGCAAGUUCGAGACCCAGAUCGAUGCCCAGAAGCGGUGGAUGAAUAAGAUGGAAAACACGCUCAAGAUGCACAACAUCAAGAUCGAACCCGAGAUGCAGCCGGCAGACCACUCGCCUAUCCAUCAGAAGUCCAUCGUAAAGCCGCCAUCGCCGGUCGCCGCCGCUGACGCCGACGCUGCCACGACGCCCAUGCUCGAGAGAUAUCCCCCGCCCGCGCUCGAUGUGGAUAUGGACGAGCCGCAGCCCAUGGCCAUGGGCGAGACGGACCUGCCCCAGUCGAUGCACAAUGCCGAGGACCCCGAUGAACAUUUGCCGCCAGGAGAAGCCGUGGCACCGGGCAAGCCGUCCAUCCCCGUCAAUCACACCACCCGAGCCGACAUGCUUCUGUCGUGGCCGGGCAUCAAGGAGAUGACCCAGGGCAUCUUGGAGAGGGAGGGCGUCAGGUAUUCCCAGGAGUAUCCCAUCGCGCAGGAGGAGAAGCGUGGAGUCUUGCGCCUGUACGGCCGAGGCGAGGGCAGCGGCCAGGAACAGACCCCCAGUACUAGUGCUACGGGCUCUGCUGCAGCCGCCGCCGCCGAGGCGUUUGGCACCGUCGACGCUAUCGACGACAACUUCUCCGAGACGGGUAACUCGCCCUCGCUGGGGAAGGCCUGGGGUCGGGUCGGAGGACUCAGCCCGCCCACGAUCGUCGGAUGCACCAGCGGCACCCUCGUCGGCGACGGCCAUCCAGACUUCUCCGAAGAGACGGUCAAGUCGUACGUGCACAGCUUCGAGAAGCACAUUCUCAGCCUGCACCCCAUCCUGCCUCUCGGCGACCUGAGGUGCCAGGCCCAGCGCUUCUUGGACAGUCUCGUGCAGACGAAGCUUUCCGCUCCUAGCGUCGCCAAGUUCGUGCCGCCGGCAAACCUCUCGGAAACGGCAAGCAAGGGGAAGCGCUCACCCGCAGACGACCAGCCCAACGAGCCUGCCCCGCUGCCUAGGAAGCCCGGCCGGCCGUGCAGGACCAUCGAGAGCGCCCUCGUCUUGGUCAUACUCGCCCUCGGCAAGAUCUGCCAGCACGAAUCCAAAAUCCCCGACCUGCCUCGAGACACCAUCGAGCACGUCCACAACUCGCAGGCCAACCGGAACGGCUACCCGUCCUCCACCGGCGCGCAGGCAUCGCCCCUUUCCUACUCGGCGCACUCGCGCUUCUCGGGGCUGCUUUCCCUCAAGGAACAGAAAAACAACCUGCCAAGCCGCCGGCAAUCCAUACAUAGCAGCGGCGUCCUCAAGACGGGUCAGUCCCUGAGACGUAACUACGACAUCAUCCCGGGGCUGGAGUACUUUGCCUACGCUUCCGACAUCAUGGGCAACCAUAUGGCCGGAUGGACCAUGAAGCACGCGCACACCUUUAUCUUUGCCGGUCUGUACUACGGCCAGCUGGGCCGGGUUUUGGAGAGCGACGCCAUGUUCCUUAACGCCGCCCGAGCACUGAACAUGAUAAUGCGCCGUGACAUGAACCGCUUCUUCAAGAUGGGGGUGUACAACCCCCCGAAAAAGAAGCAAGACAACCUUAUUCUCCUCGCGUUCUGGAGCUGCCUGCAGUUGGAAAACGAUAUCAUUGCGGAACUUGAACUCCCACGGUCAAGGUGUCAGGACUAUGAAGAACAGAUGCCCUGGCCCAACAUGGCGCUCAUGGAACUCGACUUCUCGGUCCGCGUCCGCAACUCUUACAUCGGGCAGCUGUACCUGCGCAAGACGCUCAACUCCAUCCACACGUUGCUGUACGAUCCCAAAGGACAACAUGUAUCGGUGUACGAUAAGAUGAAAAAGGUCCAGGCCCUGGAACAGCAACUGCGAAGUAUGACGUGGGUUUCAAAUGAUUUUAGGUUCAAAGAGGAAGACCCCCCAGCAACCGACCUGCUUGACGCGAGACUGCGCGCCAAGUACUGGGGCGCCCGGGUCAUCAUCUACCGGCCCUUCAUCAGGUUCAUCCUGGAGGUCUCGGAGGGGCUCAAGCAACGAGUCGACGACUUGCGCAUGCUGAACAAGGAGAACGUCGGCGCCAUUGGUGUUUUUAACCCGCACGAUGCCUCCGCGCUCGUGGGUCACGGCUCUCACGACAUCCGCGGACACGACGAGCUCGACCCGGAAGUAAAGUCGUGGGCCGAGAGAGGUAUCAAUGCUCUUAUCCAGAGCACCCGGGCGUUCCACGGCGUCGACAGCAAGCGGCUCCUUGUGACCAACAUCUUUGGCACAGCACAUGCGCAAUGGGGCAACCUCUUGAUCUUGGCCGCCGCUUACAAAGACCCUUACCUCCACCACUUCAUAGAACGGACGCAGCUUCAGGAACUCUUCAGGAAGACCAUCGACAUGCUCAACAGGCACGCCCAGCCCUCCAGCGCGCUGACUAUCGACAUGCACAUCCUGCAGCACAUUGGGAAGGAGCUCUUCAACGAGCUCGGCCAGAAUGACGGGCCCAACGCCGCCUCCGCUGGCAGUUCACCAUAGCCAGGGCCCGAUGUCCAUGGCCUGGCCUCGGUGUUUGCAUGGCGUCAUGCCCACCAAUCUUGCUAGUGCUGUGGAUUGUGACCUACCCACAGCCCUAUAAACUUCCAGCCUUUAGUUUCCUUGGUAUCUUGCGUGUAGAUGAUAACUCCAGAUCGGCGUGCACCCUAUAUUUCGUGACUCUUACGCUCCAACAUGGUUUUGCUCUCUAUCGGACGUCAAGCGGCGGGUGUCGAUCAACCUGGUUAAGACUGAUGCAUACGUUUCCGCGUUGGUGGUAAUACAAGAGGUCUAAAUUACCACUCCACACAGCCCUCAUGUCAGCUGUUCCGGUCAGACAGAGCAAGCAAUGAACUGCAAAUAUAGGUGCAAAUGCCCAUGUAACUACAGUUGACACUAAGGCUUUGUGCUUUGGCAGGGAAGCAGCCUACCG